Messenger RNA from Lindgomyces ingoldianus, 1173 nucleotides. RefSeq names its product acid protease. Gene Ontology annotation, biological process: proteolysis. The coding region runs from base 1 to 1173 and encodes 390 amino acids. Gene Ontology annotation, molecular function: aspartic-type endopeptidase activity. The transcript has 3 exons. The record is from RefSeq and is a predicted model, not a curated record. Lineage: Eukaryota; Fungi; Ascomycota; Dothideomycetes; Pleosporales; Lindgomycetaceae. Gene Ontology annotation, cellular component: fungal-type vacuole.
AUGAUAGUACACAGGGAGCAGGAUUUAAAAGGAGUGGGUUUGGGGCUGCCGUUGUACAAUGAUCUUGCGCAUCAGCGCUAUACCGUCAACGUAACAGUCGGAACACCACCACAGCCCUACUCGCUCACUAUCGACACGGGGAGUAGCGAUUUCUGGCUCCCUCUCUGGAACUCCUCUGGCUGCGCACCGGACUGUCCAACCGGAACUUUCGAUCCGCGGGAUUCGUCGACAGUGAAGGAUACAGGGUUGCCAUAUAAUGCUACCUUUGGGCUUACUCCUGAUUUGCGAGUAGUAGGAAGGUAUUAUAAUGAGACGGUAACGAUUGGAGGUAUAGUUAUACCGGAUAUGACUCUCGGCGUCGGAGAUGUGCCCCCAACCCUCUUCAAUGCCGGGUUGUUCGGCAUCAUCGGCCUAAGCUCCCCCUUGGGUGAAGCCAUCUAUUCCAACCCAUCCAGUCCGAAAUUCCACCAAGCACACGCGACAUUCCCGACACUGUGGCAACAACUGUACCUCCAUGGCUACAUCUCAAAACGCCUAUUCAGUAUCUGGUUAAACAAACAAUCCGCUACCACAGGGAGUAUUUUAUUCGGCGGGAUCGACUCAACAAAAUACUCAGGCGAGAUAAAGACAGUGCCAGUAGUAAAGUCUGCGUCUGGUCCGAUUAAGCUAUUUACGGGCUGGGCUGUGAAUCUUACGUCUGUAACCCGGAGGACUAGGGAUGCUGGAGGAGUUGAAGAUUUGAUGGGAGGGAAUCUCACAGUGACUACGGUGCUCGACUCUGGGUCCCCGAAUAUGUAUCUCCCGACUUCUCUUUACGCGUCUAUCACUACGCCUCUCCACCCUGAGAUGUACAACAACACUCCUUAUGUACUCUGCUCGCUGCGAAUUUCUCUCGCUACUACUUUCCUUACUUUUGGUUUUGGCAGUCCGGGCUAUGCCGGUCCGGAGAUCGCAGUCCCGUAUGAAGAAAUUAUUUAUCCGUUCGGCUUUCCGGCAAAUGCGGGGGAGGUCAGAGAUGGGGAUGGAAAAGAGUUGUGCUAUUUAGGCGUAAUUGCAACAGAGGGGCCAGUUUUUUUGUUAGGGGAUACGUUAAUUAGGAGUGCUUAUGUGGUUUAUGAUGUUGAUGGAUUGAAGAUUGGAAUGGCGCAAGCGAGGUAUGGGGAUGAAAGUUGA